Trichoplusia ni (cabbage looper) is the source of this 897-nucleotide messenger RNA. RefSeq lists its product as uncharacterized. The record is from RefSeq and is a predicted model, not a curated record. The transcript is spliced from 5 exons. Bases 19 to 855 code for a protein of 278 amino acids. NCBI's taxonomy places the organism in Eukaryota, Metazoa, Arthropoda, Insecta, Lepidoptera, Noctuidae.
UAGUUUAUUGUUCCAAAUAUGAAAAGUUCAUUUUUAUGUUUCGUUUCGUUGUUAGUUGUACAGAGAGUAAUUAGUGAAAAUGUUCAGGACAAUGGGAAUGAUACGGUAAAUGAAUUUUCCGAGGAAAAUGAGGGAUCAAGAGCGUUGUCAAGACGAAAGAGAUUUGUUAUAUUUCCAGGCGGGAGUUCGCUGCAACUUGUAUUUUGUGUCCAAACGGCGGCUCUAAUCCCGAUUGGAGACAUCUUUCUAUUCGGCAACACGGCGGGUCUCGCGUGGUCUCUACCGACUGACCCCAAACAGUUCCUCAUGUACAAAGACCUCGAGAGACCGCUGAGGAGAAGCGACGCUGUCAGUACCAUCAAUUAUCUGAAUGAGGAUGGCCGGGUUAUAGCGAAAGUUCCUUAUAAAAGGAGGAUCAUCGUGAAUCCAGCAUUCUCCAAACGAAGCGUAGACAGUACUCUUUCUUUCAAAGAAAAACUUAAGAUAGACCGACAGAAAAUGCAUAAAAGGCAUCUGGAUAGAGAUUACUUAAAACCGGAAAAUAUGGAGAAGAACAGCAUAGAGUUUCAUAGAAGUAAUAGACUGGAUCUCUAUCCAAAGAUAGAGAAACUUUUAUUUGCGCUCGGCCGGGACGGGCGUCAGUGCGUUCUUUACAAACUAUGCGAGGCUGCACAACGCGCGCCGAGCCAGGGGACAUUCCAGGACGAAUUCCUUCGAGUUGUGUUCACGUUACCGAAAGGCGAUGAAUUCAUCGAAGAGGUGCAAAAGGAGUACGAUAUGGCUCACACUGAAGGGGAUAACUGUGCGAAACGAUACCCUGGCUGCGCGGAGCCAGAUGAUACAGUGACGGAAUGAUUGUUAUACGAAUUACAUUAUUGAGUAAAAGAAAAUUAAUUA